Messenger RNA from Helicoverpa armigera (cotton bollworm), 717 nucleotides. RefSeq names its product ommochrome-binding protein. NCBI's taxonomy places the organism in Eukaryota, Metazoa, Arthropoda, Insecta, Lepidoptera, Noctuidae. Bases 1 to 717 code for a protein of 238 amino acids. The transcript has a single exon. The record is from RefSeq and is a predicted model, not a curated record.
AUGAACGGAAUCAAUCGUCCCUACCAGCUGGCCAUAUACAAUCACGAACACAAGAUAUAUUUCAGCUACAAUGUCGGAGAAGACACCCAGGACACCUUCGGAAUUGCCUACGUGAAGAUAAACGAUACAAUGCCGACCGAAAUAAACGGAAUAAAAAACGGAUUCGCCGUCGCCGUGGACGAGCACAAUAAAAUUGUGUUUUUCGGAGGAAGCGACGGCAUCUACUCCCACAAUCUAACACAUCCGGGAGGCUUGAAGCACCUCGUUAAGGACCGUGACAUUUGGGACAUGCAGUUCUUAAACCACCACUUGUACUUCAUACAGUACCCGUCGCAGCGACUGCACAAAUACGACUUCAAAGAACAUAAUGUAUCACUUCAAGAACAUAUUAAGGAAAAAAUAUACCAGUUCGUCAUCGAUGGAGAUGGUGACACUUUUAUAACGACUAGAGAUGGCUUGUUUGCAAUAAAGAAAGGGGCAAAUCAUCGCGUCCCCUAUGAAGGCCCCAAAGUGUUUAGGGCCAUAGAAGUAAAUCACCAAGGCGUAGCACACUUCUGCGCUAAAAGUGCCAUCUACGUAGCGCACAAGGAAAACCACACGCUGAUAGAAAUAGCUAGCAUUAAAAAUAUUUUUGGGAUAACAUUUGAUAGUGAGGACCAUAUUAUUUAUUCGAAUCCCCACGAAAUUGUGAAACUUGUACCUCAUGACUGUAAGUAG